Molecule: messenger RNA, 684 nt
Organism: Rhizophagus irregularis DAOM 181602=DAOM 197198
Lineage: Eukaryota; Fungi; Glomeromycota; Glomeromycetes; Glomerales; Glomeraceae
Source: RefSeq, a predicted model, not a curated record
AAAUAAUUCAUCAUCUACAUCAUCUACAUUAUAUCAUAAUGAUUAUAUGAGAAAAGAAUCGUUUAUAAUAAAUAAUAGUGUCUCCGAAGUUGAAACUAAACAGAAUCUGGUGAUUCUGAUAUCGAAUAUAAUAAAAAUGUGGAUGAUAACGUUGGUACAAAAAAUCACGCUUGUAUAUUAUAUAACAAAAAGCCUAUGAAUGCGGGCAAGUUGGUUGUAGAAGAAAAUUUUCUUCAAAAUCCUUAUUUUAAAAAGAGAAGCGUUAUUUAUGCAGUGAUCCUAAAUGCGGAAAACGAUUCUCACAACAAAGCAAUUUAAAAAUUCACAUGAGAACUUAUACUGGCGAAAAGUCAUAUAAAUGUAAGAACUAGAUUGUGGAAAGACUUAUGCUCGAUCUAGUCAUUUAUCAGAUCAUAUGAGAAUACAUACUGGAGAACGAUACGCUUGCGGUUUUCCUGGCUGUGAAAAAAGAUAUGCCCGAUCUGUUCAUUUAGCAGAACUCAUACCGGCGAACGUCCAUAUAAAUGUAAUGAACCAGGAUUUGGAAAAAGUUUUUACUCAAUCCGAUCAUUUUACUCGCCAUAUUAAAGGUCAUGCUGAAAAAAAUGUUAUACGUGUAAUCAACCUGGCUGUAAAAAGAUAUAUUCUCGAGCUACUGCUUUAAAAAGUUAUAUAAAAUCUCAC